GUGCAAGGGGGGACAAAAGAUGCACUCACUUCUAGGGGGGAGGAGUUGGGGGCUCUGGGAUAAUCCAUGUGACCAUGUCCAGACCAGUGUUGGGUAUUUAGAAUAUAGAACAUUGGAGGGACCACUGAGCUAUAUUAACACGGACUGAGCCCCGCCUACGCGGUUUUUACAACGCCAUGAAAUCCAAUAUGGCCGCUGCAUUCAGAUUUAACUCCUAGUAAUAUUUGGUUCCAAAAAUGGAUAAAAAAACGCAAGACAAAGAAUUUGAGGAUAAGCAUGAAGAACAUGAUGAAGAAAUGGAAGAUGUUGAUGAUGAUGACGAUGAAGAGGAAGGACAGCUUGAGAUACAAACUCCAGAGGAUUCAGAGAAAGAUGCAGGAAAGAAGAAAGGAAAAGGCAAGAAAUCUGGAAGAACUAGUUUGAGUGGCCGUGGUGUCACGCUUAAAAUGUUACUUGAUGAUGGAGUGUUAGCUGUUGAAGAAGGAUGCAUGUCUAUUGAUUAUCUGGGUCAACGAUUUGUUGCAGAUCUUCUAGAAAAUGGCAAAAUCAAGUGGGAAGGUAGUGAGAAACUCUUUAACUCACCAUCAGCUUGGGCUAUUCAUUGCAAGAAACUUGUUAAUCCUACAAAGAAAUCUGGCUGUGGUUGGGCAUCUGUGAAGUAUAAAGGAAAGAAACUGGAUCAGUACAAGUCAACUUGGUUUCGAAAACAAAGACCUUUGUUUCAAUCAGACAAAAUUUCUACACCAGUAACUAGUCCCCCAUCUGUAAUCCGAACACCAGCCAUAUCAACCGCACUUAAACUAUCUGGGAAAAUAGACACAACUUCUGCUGUCAUAUCUCCAGUCUCAGAUUCCUCUCGACCUUCAUUGUCAUCACCAGAAGGAUUACGAAAUUCUGAGAAAUCUACUCCCACAUCAAGUUAUACAAAGAUUGUGAGCCCUACAGACUCAACAUCCAAGAAAGAAUUAUCACAAAAGAUCAAAAAUAAAACACAACGUCAACAGAAGGAACGAUCUCAGGAUGGCAAGCGAAAAGGUAGUUCCUCACAAACCUCAAAAACUUCAGCCCCAAAACGAGAUGUAACAGCUGUCCAAUCAGAUCUUGCUGAUUUAUCAUCAUUCACAACUCCACGGAAAACAAAGCUUGUCUCUUGGUCCAGGACAACUGUCAGUGUAUCUGAGGUGCGACCUGACAGUGAUCCUCAGACCUUAGUGCAAUGCAUCAACUUCAAUCAAAUAAAAAAGACACAACCAUUCACUGUUUCAAUCAACACUAACACUCUAAUGUUAAUGGAUUUACAUUGUCAUUUGACUACCGGUGAGGUUGUAGGAUAUUUAGGAGGCUAUUGGGAUAGAGAUAAACACAGUAUACAAAUUGUUCAAGCAUUUCCAGUAAAGUGCAGAUUUGCCAACCAGAAAAAUGCUGAUGUUGUUCAAGAAGAGAUUCGUUUAGCAAUGAGGGUCCGUGGUUUAACUCUGGUUGGCUGGUAUCACAGUCAUCCGACAUAUCAGCCAGAUCCAUCAGUACGAGAUAUUGCAGCUCAACAACACUACCAGGCCUGUAUUAAAGUGGAGAAAACAUCCUAUGAACCUUGUGUUGGGUUUAUUGUUUCUCCUUAUGAUCCACAUUUAUCCUCACGCGAGUCUCUCAUCAAAGCAUUCUGGGUACACAUAACCUCCAACCCAGGAACACAGACUUUCUCAUUACCCAUGGAGUUAAGUUAUAGCAUUGAACCUAGUGGAUUACUUACUGAUGACCUGCUUACUGAGAUGCGUCAUAUAUGCUCUUACUACAAAGGAAGUCCAGACGCAGUUAAUUUUGCAGAAUGUUGGCUAACAGGAGUAUCAUUCUUAGAUAAAGUGAAGGCAUCGCUAACAAAGAAGUUUCCUAAAGAUCAGUCUGGUCGAUUAAAUAAUUUUAUUCACAUGUUACUCUCUUAAUUCUGGCUCCACCCCUAGUAAAUGAAAUGGUCAUAAAUUAAUAUAAAAUUUUCAUUUUUAAAAAACCUUUUACAUAACCAGUGGCCUAUGUCAUCUUAGCAGCCUUGAACAAACUCUUAAUUGGCAAUGAUGUGAUGGAAGAUAAAAACUUGUUUGAUGUCUUGUCUGGCAGGGAUAAUUUCUAUUGCAUCUGCAUUUCCCCCACUUUAGUCUUACUUUACUUAAAAAAGUCUUUACCGGCAACCUAGGUGCCUACGUACAUUGUUUUGAGUUGCAGCUAUUAGAUAAUGCCAUAGAUGCAUAGUCUCAUAGUGCUAGGAUAUCAUUAUUACAUAUAUUGUACAUGUCAAUAAAUAAAUAAAACUUUAUGUUUUCCAAUAAAGUGCCUGGGUACGAG
This is a messenger RNA of Dendronephthya gigantea, 2337 nucleotides long. Its product is annotated as MPN domain-containing protein-like. Gene Ontology annotation, molecular function: metallopeptidase activity; polyubiquitin modification-dependent protein binding. Bases 237 to 1940 code for a protein of 567 amino acids. Gene Ontology annotation, biological process: double-strand break repair. The transcript is spliced from 14 exons. Gene Ontology annotation, cellular component: BRISC complex; BRCA1-A complex. NCBI's taxonomy places the organism in Eukaryota, Metazoa, Cnidaria, Anthozoa, Malacalcyonacea, Nephtheidae. The record is from RefSeq and is a predicted model, not a curated record.